Gadus morhua (Atlantic cod) is the source of this 1979-nucleotide messenger RNA. RefSeq lists its product as uncharacterized. The transcript is spliced from 6 exons. The coding region runs from base 231 to 785 and encodes 184 amino acids. The record is from RefSeq and is a predicted model, not a curated record. Gene Ontology annotation, cellular component: mitochondrion. Lineage: Eukaryota; Metazoa; Chordata; Actinopteri; Gadiformes; Gadidae. Gene Ontology annotation, biological process: mitochondrial respiratory chain complex I assembly.
UUAGGAUUUGGGAACAUCAACAUUGUAGAAUGAGAUAUUUAAAUUCUGAAAUGUGCUUAUAACACAUGCCUCCUCCUGUUUGUGUAUAUUGUUGACAUGAUGUAGAUGUUCAUAUAUAUAUGAUAUACUUACACAAUGAAAAAGUUUUUUUCUGCUGAAAGCAGAAGAAGCGUGAUUCUCGGGGGUUAAGACGCGCCCUUGGAGGGUAAAUUACUCAACGUUUGAGAUUGAUGUCAGAGAUUUCUGAGGUGCACAAGAUGAAGGUCUACGGCUGGAUGGCAGUGGCUGGGUGGCUCGUUCAGGCUCAACAAGGGUCCCCUCUCGAUGUGCACGUGUCUGAAGGGAAGACGGUGGAGCUCAAGUGUCUUCACGUCUCUCCACUCCCAGUCCGCUUGGAGAGAUACCAGAAUGGGAACCUGGUCUCCCUGCUGGACCACAACGAGGACGGACACUUCAGCCUGGCUGCGGACAACUGCUCUCUGAGGGUGCAGCGGGCGCUAGCAGAGCACAGCGGCCUGUACCACUGCCAGGGGAUGGGUGAGAGUAACUGUGCGUGGAACAGGAAGUCCGUCCUCCACAGAGACUCCAUGCUGGCGGCGGCGGUCAUCUACCAAGAGAUGUACGGCCACCCAGACGGCGGCGUCCCCGCCACCUUCCACGUCCUCUACAUGAUUGGCUGGAAGCCUCACGAGUCCCAGGCCCGGCCGGCAAAGCGGGGGUCCGCUACGGUGUCGUUCAGCGACCUGACCCAGGUGGGCCGCACCGUCACCAAGGAGACGCCGUAGAGACGCCGGACCCCGGCCAGAACAUUCUAUUUGUGUUAUAAUAAUGUACAUAGUGUGGGAUUUAAAGUGUUGGCCUUUUUAAAGAUGAACUGCAAUGAACAAGCUUUGAGAGUGAAAAAAAUAGUGUUUUUUUAGGAUUGGGGCACAUCAACAUUAUAGAAUGAGAUAUUUAAAUACUGAAUAGUUCUUAUAACACAUGCCUCCUCCUGUUUGUGUAUAUUGUUGACAUGAUGUAGAUGUUUAUAUAUAUAUGAUAUACUUACAUAAUAAAAAAGUUUUUUUCUGCUCAAAAGCAGAAGAAGCGUGAUGCUCAGGGUUAAGACGCGCCCUUGGAGGCUAAGUUCCUCAAACAUUGAGGUUGAUGUCAUUGAUUGCAGCGUUUCUCACGAUGAAGGUCUACAGCUUGAUAGCAGUGGCUGCGUGGCUCGUUCAGGCUCAGCAAGGGUCCCCUCUCGAGGUGCACGUGUCUGAAGGGCAGACGGUGGAGCUCAAGUGUCUUCACGUCUCUCCACUCCCGGUCCGGUGGGAGAGAUACCAGAAUGGCAAAGAUAUAACAAGGGAGGGACCCUGAUCUCCCUACUGGACCACAACGAGGACGGACACUUCAGCCUGGCCGCGGACAACCGCUCUCUGACGGUGCAGCGGGCGCGAGCAGGGCACAGCGGCCAAUACCUCUGCCAGGGUAGGAAGGCAGCGUACCUCACGGUAGAUCCGCCCCUUAAGGAGGACCAACCAGGAGCCUCGGAGGAUACGACCACCCCGUUACUGGGAUCUGCUGACCACUGGAAGAUCCCGGUGGGCGUGGUGGUGGGCGUGGCACUGGCUGUGGCACUGGGCGUGGCCCAGGUCCUUCUGAUUCAUGGGAAGCAUUGUUUCAGGAAAACACUUCAAAACCACAGGAGCGACCCUACACCCGACCCCGUCAUGACCUCUGACCCGACCUCUGACGGGCUGUAUGAAGAGAUCCCGGACCAAGGCGACGUCCUGCGACGGGAAUCAGAAGGAGGAAACGUUUAUCAGCUGGCCUAUGCCCCGCCCCACGGUAACCAGCUCUACGCCACUGUUGAUAAACCCAGGAGCGCUAGCCCGCAGCGCUAGGAAACUACGCUAGCCUCUGCUGCUCUCCUAUUGGAGAGAAUUCUGACCAAUCACAUCCCUCCUGUGGGGAAAAUUAUAAUGUUGUAAUGUUUCAGA